This is a messenger RNA of Spodoptera exigua (beet armyworm), 3030 nucleotides long. NCBI's taxonomy places the organism in Eukaryota, Metazoa, Arthropoda, Insecta, Lepidoptera, Noctuidae. The record is from the annotation of a GenBank genome assembly.
AUGAUAUCAGCGGAGGGCGAUAUCAAACCAGACCCUAAGAACCCCAGGCGAUUAAUAUCGAUGUAUCCAGGUGAACUGAGACCUCAAACAACCACCACAGCUAAAUAUAGCGACCGGUGUUUGUAUUCUGUUGAACAGGCUAUGGCUUCCUACAAAACUUCGGUUUCGGUGUACUGGCAAGCUCCUUCAUCAGGGAAUGGCUGUGUCACUCUACGCGCAAUGGUUGCUAUUAACGACGAGGUAUGGUAUGAAGAUGGGGUUCCUUUGACGCAGAAAGUGUGUGAGGAUCUGAGGCAGCCGGAUGAUGUGGCACCACAACUGAACCUCGAGUGCGGGAUCUGUGAUGAAGCUAAAUAUGAGCUAACCUUCACCGGAAUAUGGUCACGAAACACUCAUCCAUACUUAUACCCUGAAAACGACUGGCUGCCAAGAUACAGUGAUCUGGUCGGAGCAUCUCAUAACGCCGACUAUAUCUUGUGGAUGCCGGGAAAUCUGGCUUCAGAAGGAUUUAGAGAUCUGGCUGAACACGCAAACUCCAGCGUCCUAGAAGCUGAGAUCCGCGGAAAGAUCGGAGAUGGAGUAAGAACUCUAAUAAAAGGAAAGGGCCAUGGGUACCGUAAGAUGUUCCUCCCAACGUACUCCUUCUUCCGCGUCGACAAAGAGAACCACCUGUUCUCGGCAGUGGUUGCUUUUACUCCUUCGCCCGACUGGUUCCUAGGAGUAACCAGGUUUGAACUCUGCCAAGAAGACAACACAUGGCUGAAAGAAAGGGAGCUUAAUCUCUUUCCUUGGGAUGCUGGUACUGACAGUGGCGUGUCUUAUGAAUCUCCUAAUAUCGUGACAUACCCUCAAGAUUCCAUAUCUCGUGUAGAAAUGAGUUCGUAUGACAAAAAUUCGCCGUUCUACGAAGUGGAUAUGAAGGACAUGCAUCCAUUUGGCAAGUUUCACAUCAAGCUGAUCAGAACUUACCACAGAGACUGCGAGGAAGAAAGUACAGAAGAAACACCAGCGACUGAAGCACCGAAAACAUCGGAAGAAGAACCAGCUGAGACGAGUGAGGAGGCUAAACCGGAGCCUCCAGAGCCAUCCAGCGAAUCUCCACUAGUGACUGAAGCCGAAAUCGUGACCGUGGCUCCAGAAAACUGCCCCAUGUCGAAAUGGCAGGAAUGGAGUGCGUGUGAUGGGGAAUGUGAAGAUGGAAAAGUUGUAGGCAUUCGAUGGAGAGAGCGAUAUCAUCUGGUGGAUGGAAUCCCCGUUGAGAAGUACGAUCCUCAUGCUAGGCAUCAUCCCAGAAAGGAAGUGUCGAAGUACUGCAAGGCUCAUGUAGCAACGUUCGAGAAGGAGGCUUGCGAAGAUGAGUGCACAAUUUCAGAAGAAGAGGACGAUCUCACAGGUCGACAUAUAAUCCUAUGCCUCAUUCUACUUCUGAAGACCUGUUCCUGUUUAUACGAAGUGUGCGAUAGACGACCUCUAGGCACGAACACGGAUCCCUUGCCUCCUGACAACCGUUUCCUGAUUGAUGUCUAUGGUAUACGAGACAAUAUGUACAUACCGAAAGAAGAAUAUUCGGGAACACCCCUGUCUAUGUCUUUGUGGAUUUACAGAUGUCAUGUUAAUGUUUAUUUUUCAGUUCGUCUAUUUUCAAGGGACGGAGUGUCUUCCUUUAUUGCGUUUACGAUAUCUAUACGUGAAGACACAACGGAGAAUAAGAAUAACCCUAGGAAGCCAAUCUUGCUAAGCCCGGGCAAAUUGGAACCGCUGCCGAAUUCAAACAACACCAAAGUUCUGACUACUUGCAAUAAUACUGUUAUACAAUCUGAUAUUACACCGAAAACCUAUGUUGAGGCAAAAUGGACAGCCCCAGAGAAGGACAAUAAGUGCGUGACAGUUUUCGCCGUAGUAGCUGUGAGACCAGACGUGUGGUACAGCUUUGAAGGACCACUGUCUCAACGUAUUUGUGAGGACCGACGAAAGGCUGAUGAUAUGCAGCCUAUGGAAAAUUAUAACUGCCAAGUUUGUGAGGACGCGAGGUAUAAGCUAAUAUUUGAAGGCAUGUGGUCGUAUAACACCCAUCCUACGAUGUACCCACCAGAGGAUCUGGUAGCAAGAUUUAGUGACGUGGUUGGUGCUUCUCAUAGCAACGACUUCUCUCCCUUCAAGUAUAACUCCGAUGCUACUGACGGCCUGAAGCUUUUGGCUGAACAAGGAAACACUACCAAUUUGGAGGUCGAAAUAUAUCAACGGCUAGGCACUGACGUCCGAACAGUAAUAAAAUCAAGAGCUCCACCAAGUACCAAUAUGAAGACCAUAUCAACCUUCAGAGCGAGUAGGAAGCACCACAUGGUCUCCUUAGCAACAGCCAUCGUGCCUUCUCCAGAUUGGUUUCUUGGAGUGGCCAAUUUGGAACUUUGUGAUGCAAAAACACAUGAAUGGGCAGACAAUGUCAUCUUUAAUUUGUAUCCCAUGGAUGCGGGGACGGAUAGUGGAAAGAAAUUCGAUUCCUCAAAUGAAGCGACAGCGCCGCCCCAGCCAAUUUCAACAGCAAAAAUUGACGCGAAUAUUCCGAAGGAGCAAUUGAAGCCGUUUGCAAGACUUGUGUUUCAAUUGAUACGGACUUAUUACAAUCCUAACUGCACGGAAGAAACGACUUUCACUGAAGAGACAGGUGGUGAGGGCGAAAGCGGCGAUAAUACGGAUGACGGAUCAGACGAAGGUGAAUAUACAAACAGAGUGGACAACCGGCCAUCUCCUCCAACUUCCACCACCAGCGAGGAGCCACCGUCGAUAGAUCCUGAAUCAUCGCCAGAAUGUCCAAUGACCCCUUGGGAAGACUGGCAAGAAUGCGCCGGUGAAUGUAUCGAUAAUAAGUUGAACGGAUAUCAAAUCCGAUUCAGAUAUCAUGUUGGGGAUCCAUCGCCCGAAUGUUUAAAAAUGCCUCUCACUGACAUGCAAAAUUGUGAAGAAGAAUGCGAGGAAGAGGCAGCAGAAGGUGAAGAAGAGGAAGAGGAAGAAGAAGAAGAAGAAGAAUAG